AUGCUAUCCGUUAUAGCGACUCCGAAAAUAUGCGUUGUAAGCUCAACAAGAAGGUGUCUUUCACACACUGCAAGCAAACUGUAUGCGGAAGAAUAUAAGUCAACAGCAAUGUCUUCCAAUGCACCUUCCCUGACAAAAGAACAAGCUAAAAAGAGAGAGUUAAAAAGAUUGGCACAACGAAGAGCUGAAGCAAAGAGGCCCGCGGCAACAAAUCCAUUGUAUAUGCCUGUUACCGUGGCACUAAGAUAUUUGCGUGCAGCGGAAGUGGGCAGACCCCAAUCUCAACAAACAAUUAAUCUGACAACAUUGGUGGUGGGUGAAAGAGGUACAGCUCCUUUAUCUGGUAGCGUCGCGUUUCCCAAACCACUGAGAUAUAUCAAGGUUGCUGUCUUCACCAACGAUGAAAACAAAUUAAAAGAACUUCGUGAAAAAUAUCCAAAUCAUUUGAUUGGCGGGGCUGAUCUUGUUUCUAGGAUUAAGAAUGGUGAGAUUCCCGUUGAUUUUGACAAGGCAUAUGCUACAGCAGAUAUUGUUCCUGCUUUGCAAUCACAAGUUGCCAGAAUACUUGGCCCUCGUGGGGUUUUACCCUCCGUUAAGAAGGGCACAGUGAGCGACGAUAUAACUUCUUUACUCCAGGAAAGUCUAGGAUCUAUGCCUUUUAGACAACGAGGGAACUCGAUCAGUCUUGGGAUUGGGAAAUGCUAUUUCACUGAUCGAGAGGUCUUGCAGAACAUCAUAGCCGCGAGAGCUGCCUUUAAAGCUGCUGUAAGUGACCAAAAAUCAAAGAAACCGAACAUACUGAGUAAAACCACAUUAUCGAGCACACAUGGCCCCGGAAUUGUGAUUGAUUUUGCCUAG
Molecule: messenger RNA, 858 nt
Organism: Saccharomyces kudriavzevii IFO 1802
Lineage: Eukaryota; Fungi; Ascomycota; Saccharomycetes; Saccharomycetales; Saccharomycetaceae
Gene: MRPL1
Product: mitochondrial 54S ribosomal protein uL1m
Exons: 1
Coding region: 1-858 (285 amino acids)
Biological process (GO): translation
Cellular component (GO): mitochondrion; large ribosomal subunit
Molecular function (GO): structural constituent of ribosome; RNA binding
Source: RefSeq, a predicted model, not a curated record